This is a messenger RNA of Pseudocercospora fijiensis CIRAD86, 1354 nucleotides long. RefSeq lists its product as uncharacterized. Lineage: Eukaryota; Fungi; Ascomycota; Dothideomycetes; Mycosphaerellales; Mycosphaerellaceae. The transcript has a single exon. The annotation marks the transcript as partial. The record is from RefSeq and is a predicted model, not a curated record.
AAUCCAGUACCAUCCCUUUGGAUACAAGCAGCACCGCGUUCACCCGCUUCUCGUACAUAGCUCAAUCAUCUUCAUCGGAAAGCAUUUCGGAUCCUACCGUGGACUGUGGUUAGUCGUAGUAGUAACGCAGCUCGAUUGCCCUACCCAUCUACGACCUUCCCACCAGCAGGGUAACCUUAUUGCCCCAAACGCAGAAGAUUGGUUGGUCCCGGAUGCGGUAAUUGAGCUAAUCAAGAUUUUGUAAGCCGGAGCUACUACGACUACUACUACUUCUUGACAGUGUGGUGGGACUUAAGCUUUCUUCGCGACAGUGUGGUGUGGUGGAAACCAAGCUUUUCCAUCUUUCACUUUUCAGGGCAACUACCAUUCCGCAACUUCUCCAGCUUUCGGGGGGACCGCGCGGACUGUUGGUUCCCACAAGAGAAUGGAUUAGCAUGUAUCCAUGAACCUGAUGAGAAUGGACAUUGGAUACUGGGACCACUUACCUAUCUUAUCACAAUUGAGGAGGCAGAGCGGGUCGAAAGCCUGUUUCAUCUAUGCGUUCACAUGCAAGUCAGCCAGAGUCCGGGGAUAUCAAAAAACGUAUCGCGAGCUAGGGCCGAAGAGAUAUCAAACUUUGAUAUGGUGAAUCGCGAGGGAAUGCGAGUGUUGCCGGUGGCACGAGUCGUGUUGCCACAUAUGCUUCGUCACCGUCCAAUGUAUCGCAUUUCUGACCGGGCAGCACGGUACGACACCUCAAGCUUUUUCAUGAUCCGAGCCAGCCGCCCCGGCGAAAGCGAAUAAGCGCGCCGCCAUUGUUCGAGCAUGUGUUAGCGAGAAGCUCAAGCUUCCCAUGCGACAGCGCUAUCCGAGGCAGCCGGCAUUCGAUGUCAUGCAGUUGCUUGGUGUGCGUGUGCAGGUAUCUCCAGCAUAGGGCAGAAGGAAGUGAGAAAUAUGCACUUACCUUUCUCAUCAGGUCCACUGCUGACUCGCCAAUUUCAUGCGGAAGGUAGUCUCUCUUGACUAAACCAACGCCAUGCUCGCCCGUUGCCGUGCCCUCCAUCUCGAUUGCACGUUUGACCAUCUUGUGUACCACUUCUUCAGCAACCGAGUGCUCUUUGUCGUUGUAGAGAAUGAUAGCGUGGAAGUUGCCGUCGCCUACGUGGCCAACGAUGGAGCCGAUAAGACCGCUCUUAUCAAGAUCCUCCUUGGUUUCUUCAAUUAUGUCAGGAAGUCUUGAGAUCGGGACGGCAACGUCUGUGGUCCACACGUGGUCGCCUUCAUCCUUUUUCUGGGCCAUGACACUCCACAAUGCUUCCUUCCGAGCGGACCAAAGUUCGUCUUGUUCUUCCUUGUUCCUAGCAAAUUCGAAGCU